Messenger RNA from Macrobrachium nipponense, 5086 nucleotides. RefSeq names its product putative methyltransferase DDB_G0268948. Gene Ontology annotation, molecular function: S-adenosylmethionine-dependent methyltransferase activity. The transcript has 12 exons. The record is from RefSeq and is a predicted model, not a curated record. The coding region runs from base 216 to 1109 and encodes 297 amino acids. NCBI's taxonomy places the organism in Eukaryota, Metazoa, Arthropoda, Malacostraca, Decapoda, Palaemonidae.
UUGUAAACAAACCACUUCAAAACUUUGACAGAAGAGUCACGAGAUAGAAACCUACGUCUUAUCAUCUUAUAUUACGACGUGUGGGCACUAGUCAGACUAAUGAUGAGAUUAAGAGCAAUUCAUAGAUAACAUUCUUGAAAUAAUUAACGAAGGAGACUCGCUAGGUUGUUAUAAAUUCGACGAAGUACCUAGUUCUUCUAUCCACAAGGUUAAUCAUGGCUAAUCGAUUCUUUGAAGGAGCAGCUCAUGCAGCUGCUUAUGCAAAAUUUAGACCACAGCCUCCAACAAGUCUUAUUGAGCGUAUUGUUUCUUUCUUGAAAGAAGGGUACUCGGGAACUUUGGAUGUGGCUGCUGAUGUAGGAUGUGGCACAGGCCAGAGUACAGAAGUGUUGACUCCUUAUUUUGAGAAUGUUACAGGCCUUGACAUAUCAGCAGCACAAGUUUCUGAAGCCGCCAAGCUUUCUUUAUCUAAUCCAAAAAUUUGUUUCAAGGUUAGUGGUGCAGAAGCACUUCCUUUCAAAGAAAACAGUGUACAACUCGUGACAGCCAGCCAGGCAUGCCAUUGGUUUGAUAUGCCUGCCUUUUACAAAGAAGUUGAUAGGAUUCUUGUACCAGGUGGUGUUCUGGCCCUUUAUGGUUACUUGUUACCAAGACCUGUUCAUAAGCAUCAUUCAGAAGAAUUGUAUGGACUUCUUGAUCAUGUAUAUACAGUAGAAACAGAAGGCUGCUGGGGAAGUGCCCGAAAAGAUGUGGAUGAAGCCUAUUCGAAUGAUAGAUUCAUCAUCCCAUAUCCUGGUAUUGUCAGGGAUGAAACGCAUUACGUAGAUAAGAUGAUGUCAGUGUCGGAUGUAACUGGCGAACUUACUUCUUGGUCAGGUUUUCAGAAUUUCAAGGAGAAAAAUGGGGAACUAGCAGCUCAAAAAAUACUUGAUGAUUUCCAAAAUGGGUUUAUGAAGCUCCUAGACGUACCAACUGCUCCAGAAGACACCCAGCAUCCUGAUGUUUCCAGUGAAUACAAGUUUUUAAAGCAAGCAGUGAAGGAUGAAUGCAUUGUGGCAGAUGACGAGUUGAGCUUAAUUUUAAUUGUCAAUGUAUCAGAAGUCCAGUAAGUAGAACCACGUCGAGAGUGAACUUCUAUCACCAGAAAUACACACCUCUCACCCCUCAGUGGAACUCCCGAGAAUCGAACUCACGGCCACCGAAGUGGCAUGCCAACACCAUACCAACCAUGCCAUUGAGGCGCUGCCAAUUUCAUUGGCGUCAUGCAAGUUUCAUCCCUUUAGAUCCAGGUGGCAUCAUCUGUAAAUUAUUAACAAAGCUAGCCAUAAAUAGCAUUGGAAUAACAUCUGUGGUGUUGGGAGACUGUAAUUCCCUCUCCAAAGCAAGUAGGUGCUGUUCAAAUUCAUUUAUCAUUAAGCCAGUACAAUAGAGUAUCACAAAAAUAUUGCACACAGUAAUUGGCAUAAAUCGUAACAAAAUACCAUGUUUCAUUUGAAAGAAAAUUUCUCUUACUUUUCCAUGGUACAACAAAAUUUAUAAAUCUUUUCAAAAAAAUAUUUGCAAAAUGAUUAGUCUGUUGAUGGCUAACUUCAAGACGACGACGUCACCAUAUACUAAUUACGCCAUUUUUAAUGUUCUAAGAUACCACUAUAAAGCAUAAUUAUUUGGUCUUGGAAAAACUGAAAAGAAAGGGUUAACCAAAAUAAAAUGGAGAAAGGCACAUUCCUCCUUUCUUCUUAGAAAUUGCAACUAGUACUGUAUUUAGUUUAUCAUGUAAUUAGUGUCGAAUCUACACAUACUGAUUACUAUAGCAUAUACUGAUGCCCAAUGUAAAAAAAAAAAAAAUUAUGUAAUUUCUUAAUGAUUUUUGUAUUGCAUCUUCAUUGAAUUGAAUAUAUUAUAGACAAACCCCUUAAAAAUUUUCAAGGUUUCAAAGAUUCCAGUUACUUCAUUUGUCAUUAAAUUUUGCCCGCCACAAUGAAUCUAGUGGCAAAGGUGGAUGGGAGCAACCAGGAUUUUGAAUGUUGUCCUAUGUGAUUGUUUUCUUCACACUGCUUAUUUUGUGUGCAGAUGUGCCAUGCUCAGCUGUUGCAGACUAUGGGCUAAUGAGAUGUCAAUGCCAUACAUUUUAGUCCUGUCAGGCAUUAAAUGCAAGAGUGAGGUGGUAUGUAGUUAUUUUGCCAUAGAACUUUAUUACCAGGGACAAAAGUGGGAGUGUAUGGUAAGUAAUUUAGUGUGCGCUCUUUUUGGGCAAAUCAUUUCUUGACUUAGUCAUUAACCCUUAUAGGAUGUAUAGGAUGCCAUAAAAAGUUUGAGUUAAAUUGAAACAUUCAUACAGAUCGCCUCAACAGCAAAUACUGGUUGAUGUUCUUGAUCAUAUGGUUCAAGACAAAGUAUGCCAACUUAUAUAUCACUAGAAAGCUAAUGCUUUGAGUUUGGCAUGUUGGUAUAAUGCAAAGCACCAACUUGAAAGCAAAUGGGUGAAUGUUAGAAUGUUGACCAAGUAUAUUUUUUAAAUAAAAAAUGAAUAAAUGUUUACUGCACUCUAUAUAUUUAUGAGUCACUUUCUAACAUUCAACCAUGUGCUUUCAAGUUGCUGCUUUGAAUUACACUAAAAUGUUCAGCUCAAAGAAUUAGCUCUCUAAUGACAUAGCUGGCAUACUAGAGGUCAGACCAUCAGCUCUCCAAUUAUUUAUUGAAAAUAAAUAAUCUUGAAAAUUUCUGACUAACACAUUACUCAUGUAUUCCAGUUUCAUGCAAAAAGUAUCACAUUCUUGUUUUAUGCUACUCAACAAAAUCCAUCAAUAGGUGUCUGCACAUCAAUCAUCUUGAUAAACUAGACACACCUUCAAUUGAAGUAUAGUUAUAAAGUACUUUCCAGUAUCUUUUGUCAUUUAUUAAUAACAAAAGAUUUUUAAAUCAGAGCAAGUACACAUACUGUGUACUAAACUAGAAACUCCCAAUAUAUGUAUAAUUAAUCUUGUCAAAUGAUCCUAACAAAAUGGUAGCAGAAACAGUUUGGUAAUGCAAUCAGCUUGAUAAACACACUUUGGACUAGUCUACAUUUAUUUAAUGGUUAGCCUGUGCUAUUUUUAUACUGUAACACAAAAAAAUUCUUGAGUUACGAGAAACCCAUUCUAAUAUGUUGCCCCUUUAAACUGGGAAAUUACACCAAAUAUGUUACAUGUGGUUCUUAGCACUUCCCUGGCCUUGGAUCAUUUGUUUGAAAGCCAUAAUAGGAACUAAUGCUUUGAUUUGUUGCAGACAUGGAAUCUUUUGACCAUCAGAAAGACAUUUUGGUGAUGAAGCCAGGCCACCAAGAUUCUUAGAUACACCCAAAAUGUGGAUGAAAGUUAAGUUUUCAUAUCUGCAUCAGACAAAUAUAUAUAACUACAUCUGGAGUAACAGGUAAACAGGGCAAACUUUUUGAGCAUACUGACACUUCAAAUUCUAACAGGUAUGGUGUUUCCCCUAUGCCUUUUUUUUUCAGUUACACUAUUUUGGAAUAGUUGUAUUCUGCAUACCUUCCCUCUUGUUUUACAUGGUAAAUAUAAUUUUGAUUCUUAGGAAAGUCAAGUCUAAUUGCUUCUUGACUGUAACAGUAUAUUGGAUUACUUUACCAGUUUGUGGUUUUUGUGGGACUUUCAUUACCAGUUUUCAAUUUGCAAUUGCUAAUUGAUUUUGGACAAGUUUUCAUGGUAAUGGCCAGUUUGCAGGUGAUAGGAUUGAGUACUUGGGCCGAGUUGUUGCAUUUUAAUGGGCAUAUGCCUCUUUGGUUCUGCAUUUUUGUGGGCUCUCUGCCUCUGAAAAUUUGCUUUAUUUAUUAAAAAUAAGACUAUGAAGGACGAAGAUGUGUGGCUGUUUAUAGGGUGUACAUUUUUAUAUAUAUAUUUUCAUUAUCAUUACAAGCCAGUUACCAAAGCCUGCAUUUUCUCCUCUAUGAAUGGAAAUGAAAUGAUAAAGUUUUCCAAAAAUCUAUUUUAGUUAACUUUUAUGCAUGAAUUGAGCACUACAGUAUAUACUUUUUCCUGAAUUUAAACUAUAUUUCUCUCUAUUUUUGUACUGAUUCCUAACAAAAGUAAAAUUAAACAAAAACACUUAACACCUUGUCUCUGCAAAACUGGUGGUUGGAUUUUGUCUUAAAUUUAGCAAGCAUUAGUAUUUUGAAAGGUUUUACAUAACUUUGCUUCUUUCAUUGUUGAUGUAUGAUGAUUAUUACUAUUAUAAAAGAUUAGUUUAUCCAGACCUCUGAGUUUAAUAAAGGUUCUCCUCGGGCUGGUUAGAUUAUGUAUGAUGAAAUAUCUGCUAAACUGUUUACUGUUAGAUUAUGUAUGAUGAAAUAUCUGCAAAACUGUUUACUGUUAGAUUAUGUAUGAUGAAAUAUCUGCUAAACUGUUUACUUCUAGCUUCGAAUUUCACUGUUCUUUUGGUCUUGUUUCAAUUUCUUGUUUAAUAUUGUAUGAAUUCAAUUUUUAAAAUUAAGGUCAAAGUCAACAGCAUUCCUGUUAAGAGCAUACUACCCAUAUGUGUCUUUCAAAUGGCUUUUUUUACUUUGGUUUGGAGCUAUGAUUUCUUCAUUUAUGUACACAACUCCCUUAUUUUUAAUGUUUUAUACACUCGAGCUAUUCAGAUACUAAAUAGUGACAGGUUUAUAAUUAUGAACAAAAUAUAACACGAGACCUACAUGAUUUGUUGUUUAGUGACCUCACUUGUCAUAUUCUGUAGGCCUAUGGAAAUUUGUACUGCUAUUAUUUAUACAUAUUAUUUUCUCCAUUUGUAAAAAAUCAAAUUACUUGUUACCUCAAGUAUGUAACAGAAUAUGUAUGCAUUCCAACAAUUUUUAACAUGUUUUAACAUGUACGUAAUAUACAGCAUGAUAUGAAGUGUAAAACUAUACGAGCAAAAGGUCCAAACUUUGAAAUAAAAAUUUUCAUUAUUAUUUCACUUUUGUAUUUAAUAUUUAAUUAAAUUUCAUUCAUAAUUAAAACUCAUUCUACACAAAAAUGUACAUCUAAUGUUAAUGUGCAUAUACUUCCCUUUAUAUAAAAAGGCACCUAUAUUUAAUGCCCUACUUAAAAUCAUCUAU